Fusarium graminearum PH-1 is the source of this 573-nucleotide messenger RNA. RefSeq lists its product as uncharacterized. The transcript has 2 exons. NCBI's taxonomy places the organism in Eukaryota, Fungi, Ascomycota, Sordariomycetes, Hypocreales, Nectriaceae. The record is from RefSeq and is a predicted model, not a curated record. Bases 1 to 573 code for a protein of 190 amino acids.
AUGCCACGUCAGCGUAAACGAUCCAAAGAAGGCCCUUUGUGGGUGAUGUACCCCGACCUACACGAUCAAGUAGCGGACAAACUUGAAGAAGUCCAGCUCGACUUCACGUUCAAUCCCAAUGAUGACGGCCUAACAAGCCGAAAGUCGUAUGACACAAACAUUAUGGGCAGAUUCGCAUGCAACAACCAAAACUGCACCACGACUGGCUGGUCGAGCAAGAAAAUCGCCAUUACUAUCCGUCAAUACUCCCAAGAUCGAUACAAUGCCCGAGUGUACCAUCAGCGCUGCAGAAAAUGCAAAAGCCUCGGCGAACCAACUCUGGACGAAGAGUCGUACAUCGACAGAGUCUCGUACCGUAUCAAGAAAUGGAACGGCGUCGAGAUGGACAUACCUAAAUGGGGAAGGGACGAAUUUAAGGGGCCGCACGAGCGUGCUUUUUGUGAGGGGUGCAAAGACGGGCAUUGCCGAGAGGGAUCCAACAAGGCUGUUCCAACCAGGCGGGUUACGAACAACAGGGGCUUGAAGGAGAUCACACAAAAACAUGAGGAUGCUCCUGAACCACAUGCUCACUGA